Cydia amplana is the source of this 3270-nucleotide messenger RNA. RefSeq names its product E3 ubiquitin-protein ligase TRIM33 (gene bon). The record is from RefSeq and is a predicted model, not a curated record. Gene Ontology annotation, biological process: chromatin organization. Bases 360 to 3251 code for a protein of 963 amino acids. Gene Ontology annotation, molecular function: ubiquitin protein ligase activity; zinc ion binding; chromatin binding. The transcript has 20 exons. NCBI's taxonomy places the organism in Eukaryota, Metazoa, Arthropoda, Insecta, Lepidoptera, Tortricidae.
CCUUAACGCUCUAUCUUGUCUAUUAGUAGUUAUGGUCGCGAUCGCAAGUCAAAUGGACGCAUGUACUUUUUGAAAAAGAUUUUGUUGAUAAACUUAACAAUAAAGUUAUCGGUUUCUCACGGAAAGUAAUUACGGGGAGAGGUGAACGCACAGGCGACCAACAAUAAUUAGUGGUAUGCAUCGCUGAGGGAUAAAGCCGCGUCCUCCGGAAGACUCUCAAUCGGCCACAUCUCGCAAUCACAUUAAGCGGUCAUUGCUGCAGCCUGCGGAGCUCCAGGCGCUAGUGAAAGUCGGGCUCGUAUGGAGCCGUGGAGAAAAUGCGUUUAAAGUGAAAUCUGCGGUGAAGUGAAGUGUUUUUAAUGGAUAACGUAAACUUUGACGCGAGCGGCGAGGACAUCGAGCGGGCGCUCAUGGACCUGGGCCCGCUGCUCGGCGUCGCCAUCAAGGAGGAGGCGCCGGACGAGCUCGCAGCGCCCGCGGCGCCCGCCGCUCCGCCCAGCGUGAGUACCGACUCCGCGCUCUCUGGUGCUCUCGCGAGCGACACCUUACAUUACAACCUUGAAGAGUUUGUCUUUUGGGUGGUGAGCGCAUGCGACGGCGCGGAAGGCGAGCGCGCCUGCGCCGGCGCGGACUCCGGCGAGCGCGCGGACUCGCUGGAGUCCCCGCGCGCCGGGGCCGCGCUGGCGGCCGCGCGCUGCGCGCUCUGCGGCUCCGCGCUGGCGCUCGCGCCAGGCACGCCCAAGCUCAUGGAGUGUCUGCACUCGGCGUGCGAGCCCUGCAUCAACGCCAAGAUCGAGGAGAAGCAGGCCUCGAGGGACUUCUGCGGUGGCGACCGCAUCACAGUGCAGUGCCCGGUGUGUCGCCUGCAGUGCCAGCCCGCCAACAUGAUCGACCAGCGCUUCGUGUUGGAGAAGCUGUGUCCGGACACGCCACCCGCAGCGGCAGAGCGCGACCAGCACUGCAGCAGCUGCGAGGAGCCGGAGCCAGCCACCAGUUACUGUACGGACUGCGCAGAGUUCAUCUGUGACAGCUGCGUGCAGGCCCACCAACGGUUAAAGAUCACAAAAGACCACACAAUCAAGAGCAAGGACGAGGCGAUACAAGAGCAGCAGGCCGCGCAGCCCGCCGCGCACGACAUGUUCUGCGCGGAACACCCACAGGAACGGCUAAGCCUGUUCUGCGAGACGUGCGACCGCCUGACGUGCCGCGACUGUCAGCUGCAGCACCACCGCGACCACAAGUACCAGUUCAGCACGGAGAUGGCCCAGCAGGCUCGGGCGCACAUAGCGUCGCUGCUGUCCGAGGUGUCGUACAAGCGCGUGCUGCUCGGCUCGGCCAUGAAGGUGAUCCGCGAGAGGCAGGUGCUCAUCGCCGACAAGAAGAAGGCGCUGGUGCACGAGAUCACGCAGACCGUCGUCAAACUAACGAAUGCGAUAAACACGCGCGGUAAGCAGCUGGUACUGCGACUAAACGAAGUGUGCGACGGCAAACAACGCACGCUGAGCGAGAAGAAAGAUGCGCUAGAGCAGCUCGCCAAUAUCACGGACCACUGCGUAGAAUUCGUCAGCGCUGCGCUGCAGCAGGGCAGCGACACAGCGGUCCUAUACAGUAAGCGCGCUGUGUGUGCACACUUGCAGCGCAUCAAAAGCCGGCGCGCGGACAUCCCCAACCCCGAGAUACCUGUUCGGAUCGCACUGGCCUUGGACAAGCUGCCCGAUCUCGUUAAAGUGCUGUCUUCGAUCGGGGCCAUAGUGGUGGACGGCAAGGUGGACGGCGGCGGCGCGGCGGCGCAGGGCCCCUACCACCCCCCUCCGCCGCCCCCCCACCCCGCGCACCCCCCGCAACCCCCGCAGCCCGCCGCCGUCAGCGCCGCGCUACAUCACGCCGCUGCGAUGCAACAGCAGUCGUACGCGAACUCGGGCAUGGGCGGCGUGGGCGCGGUGGGCGGCUACAUGUCGGCGCUGGCGUCGCUGCGCACGCGGCCGCACGCUGCGCACGCGCUGCAGCACACGCCGCUGCGCCACGCGCACGUCACCUCCACCACGCACCCGCACCAUCUACACGGUAUGACCGAGCUGAAUUUACGCGGACUCCUGAACCAAGGCUCGGGGCGCGGCGCCGCGCGCUCGCCGCUCCAGCAGCACCCCGCGAUGCACCACUAUCAGCAGAUGAUGGGCGCGUACGCGGCGAGCAGCGCGUACGCGGCGGCGGGGCAGAGCGGGCGGCGCUCGGGCGGGCCGCGCACGCCGUCGCCCGCGCCGCACACGCCGCCGCAGCCGCAGCCCGCCAAGUGGCACAUCCCGCAGCAGGGGCUCCUCAACGGUGGGUUCGACAUGUCGCUGCCGCACGGGUCGGGCUCGCCGGGCGGCGCGGGCGCAGGCGCGGACUACAAGAUCACGCUGGGCCGCGCGCGCGCCGCGCCGCCUUCCGCCGUCACCUCCACCAACCCCAAGACCCCCAGCCCCAGUCUCAACGGCGGCGCCGGCGUAGAACUAGAUAAAGUAUGCGCCGAGUCGGUGCAAGACCUGAUGGCCACUAUCGCCAAGUUGGAUUCGAACGGCGUGCAGGUGCUCCCUGAACAGCCCCGCGCCGAGCCCGCCGUGCAUUCCUCUACCGACACCGCCGUAGCGCCAGCCACGGCGGCCCCCGCCGCGGCCCCCGGCGGGGACCCCAACGAGGACUGGUGCGCCGUGUGCAUGGACGGCGGCGAGCUCAUGUGCUGCGACAAGUGCCCCAAGGUGUUCCACCAGUACUGCCACAUACCCACCAUCGAGAAACUGCCCGACGAGACAGAAACAUGGCAGUGCCUGCUAUGCGUGAACUUCGCCGAACUGCCCGAAGAACCUCGCUCGCCCGGCGAAACCAUAUCCCCGCGAGAACAGAAGCUCAUGGAGCGAGUCACGCUCGAGCUGUACUGCCAGUACGAGCCCAGCCUGCCCUUCCGCGAGCCCGUGUCCCAGCUCAACCACGACUACCACAGCAAGAUCUCGCGGCCGAUGUGCCUGGACAUGAUCCGCGCGAGGCUGCAGCCGCGCUCGGCGACGCGCUACGCGCACGUGGCGCACUUCGUGGCCGACGUGCGGCUCAUGUUCCGCAACGCGCGCCUCUAUAAUCCGCCUGAGUCCACGAUCCACUCGGACGCCGUCCGGCUGGAGCAGUUCUUCGACGUGUCGCUGCAGAAGUGGCUCCCCGAGUACGCGCACUGGAGCGGCGAGGGCGAGCCGCCCGCCAAGCGCAUGCGCGCCGACUGACCCGCGCCGGACCCGGACC